GAUGCUCUCAUGUCAGCGCCCAACUGUAAAUAAAUAAUUUGUACUGCAACGUAGUGAAAAGCUCGAGAUAUAGUAAAAGUGUUUGAAGCAGUUUGUAAAAUUAAUCAUCCCAUUUUAUGCUCUCGCAGGUGGUUCAGAUAAGAAGUAUUCUCUAUUGUUAACUGUUGUUGCUGUCGGCGUCGGCAUGGGUUGGCCUGUGAUACGCUAUAUACAUAAAACAAACACAAAGUUGUCUGAGCGUUGCAGGCAAAGUAUCUUAGCGAAACCAGCACCGACGAAAACCUUACAGACGUCAGAAAUCUUCACCCGCAUUUUGCGCUUCGGCAAAAAAUGCCAUCGGCGUCAGAAGAUAUUUUUGGGUUUCGGACUCCUUUUUCGAAUAGUCCAUCAAUGUCACAAGAUGACGAUUUUCACAUCAUGCGCCGCGAUAUUCGCGCAGUCCUGGUCACUGCAAUCCAUUCAGAGCCAUGUCACGGAGGAAUAUUUCCGACAAGCGUAGUUUUGCCCAAUUUCCAGCCUGCUGUUCUCGGGGCGGCACGGCCCUUGUUAAGUUUGUGGACACAGUGGAUAAACAUAAGUUCUCCUAAUGUGGCUUUCAUCCCACCGGAAGGUGUUCUGGCGUUACCACUUUCCACCGGCGACAACAGCAAAACCGAUUCCUGGGCGGUGGGAUGCCUGACCCUUUGGUUCAUCAACAACGGCCAACCGCUGGAACUCGCCCGACAUAUGCGCUACAUUUCCCGUGCCGAAGUGUUUCAUAACUUUCAUCUGAAGCAACCGUUACUACCGAGACUUCAGGCAUUGUAUAAGACGGCGGGGCAGCACAACGACCUGCUUAUCGGUCCAAAAAUUAAUCCGAGUAGACCGGUACCAUCCGUCUGUGAGGACUUUCUGGGACAAUGUUUGAAGCUUGACCCAGCGAAACGAUGGAGUCUGCAACAACUGCGUGACCAUCCCUUCCUGGAUUUAAGUAAAUCGACGGAGGAGCUCUUCACGCUAGAUCUUGAGCUUUUCAAAGAGAGGUCCUUUCUAAGCGAAUGCUCUUUUAAAGAGAUGUUUGGCUCGAAGAACGUCUGGGAACAUCCGGUUUUUCACAGCUACGAUGCAAUGGUAUCGCAUCAGCGAGGUGAACUCAUAUACGAACAUCCAGGUCUCAGCCAGAGGCGGCCAGUGGAUAUCUGGCGCUUUACGUUCUGCGGAUACAUAGAGAAAAAACCGCAGAGGCAAUUCAGUUUGUGGACGAAUUGUUUUGGGCAGUUGGUUAAUGCGUUGACGAUGGAAGCCUGGAGGAAAGAAUGGGCUACUAUAUGCAGAAUGCGAGAACUGCAAGAGGGCAGUAAAAAUGUUGUGCAGCACUUUGGCUGUCAGUUUUUCGGUACCAGCAAUUCGACUGUCCCAAUGGAGAUGCUGCUUAUUACGGAACACUGUGCAGGAGGUUCAUUUAAAGAAGCAGCUAAAUAUAAGCUGCCGAUCGAGAUCAUCGCUAAGUGGACUAGGGAGGUGCUGCAAGGUCUACAGUAUCUGUACGGACACCGCAUCGUCCAUGGCAACAUUAAUAGCUGCCAUAUUCUCUUCAGCGACUCCGGUUUCAAGGGUACCAUCAAGAUCGGCGGUUUUCAUUACAUGCGGCGAUAUGAAGCGGACCCAGAUUCACCUUUUCACUGUAGUUCACCACAAGAAGUGAAAGACCGACAGGAACCGGAUGGACGGUUUGCCGCUCCGGAAAGCAUUGCCUUCCAUAUUGCAGAUGAGAAACUGGGCAGGAAGAGCGAUAUUUGGAGUAUGGGGUGUGUUGUUCUGCAUUUGGUCAGCGGUGAACCACCGCUUUACACUGGCCCUAAAAACAAGCUGAUAACAUUGGAAAUUGCUAUUCAAUACCACUUCCACAUCAACAAAAACGCAUUGCCUUGCAUUGACGAGUGGAUACCGACAAGCGUCCAAGUCUUCAUUAAAAGCUGCUUGCAAUUCGAUCCACAGAAACGGCCAAGUAUUAAUGAGCUCCUUAAAAAAUUAGAAACCGGAAGCUUUGGUAUAAUUCGACAAUUUCGACCGGAUACUGCGCAGUAUCUUGCAAAUCGUAAAGGUGAGCCACUUCCCGUGGAUGUUGCGGAGCAUUGGAGAACCCACCCUUGAUGAUGGCCGCGUUUGUUCCUCUGAUGUCAUGUUUUCACCAAGCAUGGCAGUAAUGAAGAUGUGCCAGUGAUCACAUUUGUCAUCGUCGUAUCUGAUACGUGAAGCGUUUUUAAUUUACUGAGCACGCCGCUUUUAAUAGCGCCGUCUUUGUUAACUUAUAAAUGCCAAUACAUAUACAUAUACGAUCGUGUGACUCCUUUAAAUUCUUGUUUUGCCCUUCUUACGUGCACGGCGCAACAUUUUCUUCUCAUUUUUUUUAACCAAAUGCGAUUUUCGCCUUUUGGUCAUGGCCGUAGUGCUUUUCGUACUAGUCAUAAUUUUGACAUGGAUCAACGUUGAUUUGCAUUGGAGUUUCCACGGAGCGCUGCAGAAUAUGACAUAAAUU
Paramacrobiotus metropolitanus is the source of this 2518-nucleotide messenger RNA. RefSeq lists its product as uncharacterized. Bases 331 to 2133 code for a protein of 600 amino acids. Gene Ontology annotation, biological process: protein phosphorylation. The record is from RefSeq and is a predicted model, not a curated record. NCBI's taxonomy places the organism in Eukaryota, Metazoa, Tardigrada, Eutardigrada, Parachela, Macrobiotidae. Gene Ontology annotation, molecular function: ATP binding; protein kinase activity. The transcript has 3 exons.